Ostertagia ostertagi is the source of this 2253-nucleotide messenger RNA. The record is from the annotation of a GenBank genome assembly. NCBI's taxonomy places the organism in Eukaryota, Metazoa, Nematoda, Chromadorea, Rhabditida, Trichostrongylidae.
AUGCAAUCGGAUAGCAGUGGCGAUCCACGGAUACACAUCUUUCUACAAUAUGGCAACAACAAGGAGAUGGUGAUUUUGGAGCGAAACGAUGAGCCUCAGGUUUUCGAAUCGCUACGUCGACGAGCUCGAGCUCUUGUCGAGCGCACGAGUCCUGGUGAAAGUGAGCUGCACUUGUUUCGGCACGACUACGAUUCGCCCAGUGUUCUACAACACAUCGCAUCUGUUUCACAACUGAACAAUGGCUGCAUCGUUGAGGUGAUCGUGGUGGAUCGCAAUGAGAAACCUACUCGCCCACAUGUUUUAGAGGUGAAAAACUAUAUGACCUUGACAUUCUGCGAUUUCUGCGGAGCAAUGCUGACUGGUCUGAUGCGUCAGGGACUACAUUGUCUGGCGUGCAAAUGUAAUUUCCAUCGUCGUUGUACCGAAGCACCACGAAACAACUGCGUCGUGGCUACCCCCGGUCUGUCAACGAUGAGUCCCGUUCCCAUGGGUCCAGGUGGAAUUGGGGUGGGCAUGCCACCGUCAGCGCCGUCAAGCGCUGCACUGGAACUCCCGCAUACCUUGGCCGAGAACAACUACUUAACACCGACCAAGUGCAAAAUUUGCGACAAAAUGCUUAAAGGACUCAUUCGACAAGGGCUCAAAUGCAGAGAUUGUGGGGUAAACGUCCACAAUAAGUGUGCAUAUCAAUUACCGUCUAAUUGUACGCUUUCGGACCAUGCAAUCAGCCGGAUGAGCAUCACUGAACCGCCACCAGCACCUCAGAAAGAGAAUCUCGUGAAUAUGGAUGAUGAACCCAGUGGCAGUGAAAACAUACCGCUGUUCCGAUUACCUGGACAAGUGACGUCGAGAAACACUACGCAGCCGAAAGUUGAAGGAUGGAUGAUUCACUUCUUGCUUUCGGAUCCUGAGCGAAGACUGAAGCACUAUUGGAUUCUUGCUAAUGAUGCUAUCAACAUGUACAACGAAUACAACGAAGGCAAGCGUAUCCGAUUUUCCCCGCUCGACAGAGGUGUGAAUCCCAACAAGUGCUAUAUGGUACUUCCUCUAGCCGAGAUUCUCGCCAUCACUCCUUAUAACGGACCUUCUGUUCAUUCCAAGUAUCCGCCGCAUUGCUUCGAAAUUCGUACCAUAUCAAACGUUGUCUAUUGUGCUGGAGAGAACCUACAUGCUUACUCUAAUGGUCCACCGAAGAAAAUUCCUCGAAGCCUCAGCAUACGACCUCCAUCCAACACUCAACUAUGGUUUCAGGCUCUUAAGGAUGCUCUGCAGCCCCCAGUGAGUCGAAGUGACGCUCCAAACGCCGAACGUGCAUUGGAAUUUGCUGAGCUGUAUCAGGUGCUCAGCGAAAAAGUGCUCGGCUCCGGUCAGUUUGGUACUGUGUACAGUGCAAUCCAGCGACAUACAGGAGUCGAGGUGGCUGUCAAGGUAAUUUCGAAGGAGCGUUUCUCGAAGAAGAGUAAUGGUGUUGAGUCAAUGCGGGCAGAGGUAGCGAUUUUGCAACGUGUCUGCCAUAGCGGAAUCGUUCGAUUGGAGUUCAUGUGUGAGACAAAAGACAAGAUCUUCGUGGUGAUGGAAAAGAUGAACGGUGACAUGCUUGAAAUGAUACUCAGUCAGGCCGCAGGCCGCCUCGAUGAACGUGCGACUCGAUUUCUUCUUGUGCAGAUUCUCUCUGCUCUUAAAUACCUCCACAAUCAGGGUAUCGCUCAUUGCGACCUCAAACCUGAAAACGUUCUUCUAUCCGAGACGAACACGAACUUUCCACAAACGAAGAUAUGCGAUUUUGGUUAUGCCAGGUUCAUUCCCGAGUCGCAGUUUCGAAAAACUAUCGUAGGCACGCCAGCCUAUCUACCGCCUGAAGUUCUGCUCAGGCAAGGUUACAAUAAGUCCCUGGAUAUGUGGUCGGUCGGCGUCAUCAUCUACGUUACAUUGUCUGGGACAUUCCCAUUCAAUGAAGGAGAAGAGAUAGCUGACCAGAUCCAGAAUGCCGCGUUCAUGUUUCCAGCCGAGCCCUGGGCAGAGGUCUCACCUGCCGCCAUAGACUUGAUUCAACGACUACUACGGGUAAAGAUCGAGGAGCGUCUCACCAUUGAGCAAUGCCUAGCACACGAGUGGCUGAAGGGAGAGCAAUUAUAUCGUGAUCUGCGAGGUCUCGAACUGCGACUGAAAUGUCCACGGUAUCUGACCAACCCAGCAGACGAUGCCAAGUAUGCCGAGUACCUUCAACAACAAGGACUUGUACCGGAAUUAUGA